AUGCCGCCCGGAUACCGCCGUCCGUCGGGGAAUAGUCUAAGUCCGUACGACCAACAACAGCAGCAGCAGUCCUCGGACGUGCCUCAACCAUUUCCUCGCGCAACGUCCCCCAGCGGCUUCGGUGGCCUACUCUCAAAGCCAGCAAAAUGGUUCUCCCGAUCAAAUAAUAACAACGCGACCCCUCGUCCUCGCGCGCCGUCCAACACGUCUGAACCGCGUUCAUCGACGUCGAGCUAUGUUCGGAAACCGAAGAUCUCCCAGCCGACGGACCCGCGUCCGAUCCUGGCUUCUGCAUUAUCCGAACCAUAUAUCCAUGCUGGUGCUGGUGCUCCCGCAAUGGGUAAACACGCUCACGCGUCACGUUCCGUGUUCGAUCUAUCCCUGGCACGGACGCAGACUGCCGCGCCGGACGUCGACUCUGCCGCCAGCUCUCCUUCGGGCCGUAAGAGGCCGAACGUGCCUCCUCUGGGUGAUCUACGCGGCCUGUCGCGCAAACCGUGGUCACGCUCGGCCGAUGAUCUGUCAAAAGCGCCACCCAGCCCGGCUUCUGCAUCAAUGCAGGACAAAGUCUCGCAGUACCGUCAGGCAGAAUCGCCGAUAUCUGUCUCGCGCCACUCGCCCAGUCCCUCUGCACACUCUCAGUACCUCUUCCCUGUGAUCACCAACGCGACCUCUCCACCGACCUCGCCCAAUCUCUCUUCGAGCCCUCCAAGUAGCCCAAGUCAUCUGCACGCCCGCAGUCACUCGUUUACGCCCAAGUUGCCGUCCAAGCUCGGCCCCGUGAGCCCGGUGCGCAAGAUGAGUGCCGGCAGCACCCAUACUCUCCAGGAGCCCGUGCCCGAUAUGCCGCCUUUACCUGCUUCGCAAAAGGCGUUCGCAGGCCGUGGCGCAUUUCCGUUCACAUUCGGCGCAAAGUCCCCUUCCCCAUCUCAUCCCAAUGACUCCCCGACGGACUUGUUACCGCCACCUGUCAUCGUUGAGCCAGAUAGGCGUGUCCAGGGGGAAGCAAAUAAGCGAGAGAGCGUGAGCGGGACGAGCCACUCGGGUUUGGUUUCACGUUUGACGGAUUACGCGCCCGCGAGUGGAGCUGGGAAGAACUGGAAACCGUUCAAGAUGGUCCUGCGGGGCACAAAGCUACAGCUCUACAAAAUCCCGAACGAUAGGGCCACAGCCGUGAAGGAUCUGUUUCCGACAGGGUUCGUGGCGGUCGAGGAUGAGUUGGAAGAAGAGGAAGAGGAGGGUGCGAAGGUUGGAGGGGGAAGUGCGGGUGUUACACCGACAGAUGAGCGCCCGUCUACAGCUCAGCCUACCCGGAGACGACGAGCGUUCUGGGGCCGCGGAACGCAUCCUGAUCUUGUGCGCAACUCGACUGGCAUAAUCGAGCGUGGGACAGUGGAAGCGCUCGUGCACGAAGCUGCUUUUGGCACCACCUUUUCUGACGACGGCGCUUAUCGCAACUUCGCGCGUACCGUCUUAUUUGGGUUACCGCCUGCCUCCGACGCGAGCAAGUUUGAGGCGGAGUUCAUACGGUUAUGCGGCUCGUAUGUAUCUGGUGCAGAAGAUACACGUGCAGCCCGUGCAAGAGUACGAUGGCUCGUGGACGAAUAUACCUCAUAUCACGGCGCCGCGAAUGACGCCCAGGCUUGGACGGACUUUCUGGCCGAAACCCUCCCUCCCGAGCCCGAAGCCGAUCCGGAGCCCUCGUCAAGCGUUGAAAAGCGAGAACCGCCCAGUACACCGGACAACAGGGCAUCUGCCUCAGUAUCUGCCAGCACUCGUGCUCUAUUCGCCGACAGCCCGAUAUUGAAUGGCGAGAGCCGACCAAACCUCAAGCUCGCGUCACCAGUCUCUCCACCAGCCAAUAAGCUCACUUCCUCAGCAACGGGGCUGAACAUGCCAGCCGUCCCGCCGACGCCGACGAGCCCUGGCUUCGGCAACUCCCCAGGCUCGAGUGCCCGUGGAGCGUUAUGGUCGAGCAUCGAGCGCGAGGGUCUGACCAAGCGCGCUUUGCUAAGGCUUGCACCGGCGGAAGUCGCACAUGCUCUGCGAGCGUAUCAUCUGCGUGUGCUCGCCGAUGCGCCUGAGAAGCUCAGGGUGGAGGACGUUGUCGGUACUCAGCCUAUCCCUGCGCUUCAAGCUCUGGGAGGAAGUGACGCAUCGCCACAUUGGUUGACCAAACUCAUAUUGCUACAUAUCUUUGUCCCCGAUGCGAGCUCCGGUGGCAAUGGCGGACAUGGAGAGGGUAGCAGUACGUCUAGCCGGACCUACGCUCGGGCCGAGGUGCUGGGCGCGUGGGCGCGCGUCGGCGAGGCAGCCCGGUUACAAGGCGACAUGUGCGCCUUCCGCGCUGUAUAUGCUGGUCUUACGGCGCGACCGGUGGCUAGACUGGAGAAGACGUGGAGGAGGGUCGAGAGUGGUGCGAGGGCGAUCGUCGAGGGAUGGGUUGAGCGAGAAGAAGGGAAGGAUGUGGAGGUGAAAGUGCCCUGGACAGGUGAUAUCUGCGCAAGGGUACGGGAUGCUGUAGGGGAAGCAAAGACGCAGACCGGCGAGGAAGCGCCGAUCUAUGCUGUCGUUCCCUUGAUGAGGGCGAGGGAGGAGUUUGAGACGUUGGGAAAUGCGCUAAGGGCUUGUGGACGCGGAGAGAUCGAAGUGGACGCGGAGGGGGAGAAGUAUGCCGAGAGUGAUGCGAGGUUGGGCGUUGUUUGGGAGGCAUUGGCCAAGACCGGUGGCGGCGUUGGCAACAUUGCGAGCCAAUUCAUACACGUCGACCAGUUCAUGUCGCUCUCUCUUGCAGCAGAAGCUCGGCGAGCGGGGCAAUACGAACCUCUGUUCUGGGCCCAUGCAUCCGCAGGCGCACCUCACCCUGGCAGCGCUAUCCUCUUACCGCUUCUCUUCCCGGAACAUACUCCUCAAUUGACGCUGAUCGACCGCGCCCAGCUCACGGCGGCGGCAUCGCGUGGGCGUCUAGAUUCAUCCGGCGCUACCGGGGCGCCUACUUCCUUAACCAUGGCGGAGGUGCAACGUGUGAGGAGACCGGGAGAGGCGAGGGUACAACAAAUGAGACGAAGAAGUAUGGGAAGGGAUGGUGUGGCAACUCCGACUGAGUUUGGAGGGACGAUCAUACCGCUCUUUGACGGGGAGCUGUUGAUGCUGGUGCAGCCGGACCCUACGGCAUCUUCCCGACCGUCCUCGAGACCGCCAUCAAGUCGACCACCGUCGAGUGUUGAGACAGCUGCUGCUGGUAUGCUCGGAGGCGUAGGGCGCACGCCGUCCAUUCGCGUACGAUCCGGUCAUGCUAGCCUCGAUCGGAAACCCUCGCUCGCGCGAAGGAGUUCGUUGCCCAGCAUAUCAGCCUCAGCGCGGACUUCUCUCGUCAUACCAGAGCACCCUUCUGUAUUGGCGCCCCCGGCACCAGAGGUCCGUGUACUCGUACAAGCCGGUACCCUCGACCGGCUGGUGGACGUUCUCGCACACGGCCUGCCAGGAGUGAGCGUCGGCGUAUCGGACGAUAACGGUGAGAUGCCCUUGCGCGAGCGUCGCGCGCGCGACCUCCGGCUUGACUCCGCGGAGUUCGCUCGCGUAUGGUGGUCUAGUUUCAGAUCAUUCGUCUCUCCGCUGGUCUUCUUCGAGCUAUUGCGCAAGCGCUAUGUCGCCGCAUCAGCAAGAGUUGAUGCUGCAGAGGUGGCGGUCAAACGGACGGACGUGGUCGAUGUGCUCCUGGCGUGGUUGCAUGAAGGAGGAGGCGCACUGGACAUGCUUAAUGACGGGGCUCUCCACGCAGCCGUGCAGGCCUUCGUGAGGAAUCCACCGGAUGUGGUCUCGGGAAGCCCUGGACCUGCUCCUACGAAGGCCGCUGCGGAGGCUCAAAUUAUCUUACAACAACGCUUGGCAGCAUUCGCCCGCGCGUUCAGAGCGCAGACCCUUCGACCCACCGACCGUGCCGUGCACGUAGUCGAUGUUGCUGUUCUCCAGCCGAGCCCCGGAAGCACGCCGCAGCCACUCACGUUAGACAAAGCCUCGCCCGAAGCCCUAGUCAACACACUCGACGCGAUGGCCCUCGCCGCGAUGCGGCAGGUGACGGAAGAAGACCUAUUGAUCGCAGCGGACCUUCUCGAAGUGCAGAGCGCGGACAGACUCGGUUGGCUCGCGCCGUGGGACCCACCCGCAGGACAAAGCGACGAUGCGGAGCUACAGAGCGUCUAUACCGCCUUGCGCGAUGUCCCGCCUUCGGGAGGAGGGCACGAUGAAUUGUUCCGGCUGUUCCCACCCGCUCUUCGUUCGGCGCUUAGGGCACAUCAUGUUCUCAGGAAAUGGAUACUCGCGCAGAUCGUGGCGCCGAGGUUGGGCCUACAUACGAGAGCGCAACGGAUGGAGAGUGUUAUUCAAGCCAUCGAGGUCGCGCGGGCAAGGAGUGAGGCGGACGACACCCAGCAUGUUCGGCCAGGGGAGAGGCGAGUCGUGCGCUCUUUCGCGGAACAUGUUCUCACGGCUGCUGUAUUGGCGCCCGAGAGCCGGGCCCAUGCUCGCGCAUGGGUGAACGUUGCAGCCGGGAGGGGCGUCGUGUUGGACACUCUGACAAGCGUUCUUGUGAGAGAUGUCGACGAGGCAGAUGGACCACCGCUUACGACCGAUGUGGGAUGGUUGCUCGAACGUGUACUGGAGGUGCUCAGUCUGCCGGAUACGUUCGAGGCAGUCACUGAGACUGGGCGGGUGAUCAACUUCGACAAGAGGAGGCACCUAUGUAAUCUCAUCGUCGACACCCAGUCGCCCACCAGUCGCAGGCGCGAGAUCAGCAGGCACGAUCUUGAGCGCUUAAGCAUCAUCGAACGCGAGUACGGGGAUGCAUCACUCGACAUGCGUCUCAUUCGUGAUGAUGCCGCUCGGGAAGCCGCCAACGCACCACCAACGCGCAAUCGAGGCCCACGUCCGUUCCAACGACUUGUCACCCAACAACUCGACAAGAACAAGCGGGAUCGUCUCCUACGCGACCGCCUCACUCGUGAGAGACGUGCCGAGCAAGCAAGGGCCGACAGGCGUGAACUGGACCAAGGCGUUCCAGCACCGAGAGAACGUCGUGGGCACGGUCUCGCGCAUCAUCAUGGGCCCGCGCAACAGAAGCAGCGCAGGAAUAAGAGCGGAUCGGCCACAUUCUUCCAGCAACUCAUGCGGCCCAUUUCAAGCGCACUCUCCCUCGAUGUCGUCAGUGCUAGUGGCGAACACGCAUAUGUUGGGCGAACAGCAGCCGAACUUGACUUCGAGCCGAGCGGCAAGCCAGCGCUCGCGCUUAAUGUCGCCGAUGCUCGCGCGGCUGCGGCAGUCCGUGCAGAUCGCUCAUACUGUUUCACACUCGACACCGAGGACGGCGCUCGGUUCUUGCUACAGGCCCCCAGUAGGCGUGAAAUGGAUCGAUGGGUGCGCGUGCUAGGACAAGUCGGGAGAGCCGCGGCGCAGAGACGGUUGACGUACCUUGGAAGCGAGCCCAAAUCGCGGAUAGAGGACCACAUCCACGAUAGGCCGGCUGCGGGCGCAAGAGGUCCAGACGCAGUCUUUGGAGUGCCGCUUGAAGCGCUACUCAGACGGGAGUACCCUAGUGGUCCACCAGAAGGCGCAGUGCCGGUCUUCAUCGAGAGGUGCAUACAGGAGGUCGAGAGACGCGGGAUGGGAGAGGUUGGGAUUUAUCGUAUCGCCGGCGCCAACUCGGAGGUCAAUCGCUUGCGCGAGCAGUUCAAUGCAGGAAUGUGGCCCGUCACGGCCGAAACGGAUAUCUACGCGAUUUGCGAUAUGAUCAAGUCAUGGUUCCGUGUUCUACCCGAGCCGGUCUUCCCUGCCUACUCGUAUCACGACGUCGUGAACGCUAUGAAGAUCGAAGAGUUCGACGCUCGGCUCACACGCACACGCAUCGUUGUACACGCACUACCGCGACCAAACUUCGAUCUACUCCGACGCAUCAUCGAGCACCUCGAUCGAGUGACCGAUUUCGAAGAGCAAAACCAGAUGACACCCGACGCGCUGGCGAUCGUGUUCAGUCCCAAUCUACUGCGCGCUCCGGAUAACGACUUCCUCAUGAUCAUGGCGAAUAUGCCGCAUACUAACAAGCUGGUCAAAACGCUCAUAACCAACUUCCACUCCAUCUUUGACGCGGAGACUGCUGAUCAAGAAGACGAGGAUGAGGAGGGCGAAGAGCUCUACCUCGAGGAACCGAUACCCGAGGAGGACGAGGAUGCUGUGGUCGUCCUCGCCAUCGCCAAGUAUUACCCCACCACUCAGCAUACCCCCGACCUCAACAUCACCUAUCGCUUCAUAGUACCGCAUAGGGCGGCCCUGCAAGCUGUAUUCCCCUCUUUUCCACUCCGCCUCGUAGCUCCUACAUUGGCCCUCGUGCUUUACGGCCUGUUCUUCUUCUGUCUCUUCAUCGCAUGCGUUUCUAUGUCCACUGCAUCCUGUCUGUAUCCUCAACACCGAUCUUGCGUUCGAUAA
This is a messenger RNA of Peniophora sp. CBMAI 1063, 6477 nucleotides long. NCBI's taxonomy places the organism in Eukaryota, Fungi, Basidiomycota, Agaricomycetes, Russulales, Peniophoraceae. The record is from the annotation of a GenBank genome assembly.